Molecule: messenger RNA, 1047 nt
Organism: Talaromyces stipitatus ATCC 10500
Lineage: Eukaryota; Fungi; Ascomycota; Eurotiomycetes; Eurotiales; Trichocomaceae
Product: NADH-ubiquinone oxidoreductase subunit B, putative
Exons: 3
Coding region: 153-896 (247 amino acids)
Biological process (GO): electron transport coupled proton transport; mitochondrial respiratory chain complex I assembly; aerobic respiration
Molecular function (GO): quinone binding; NADH dehydrogenase (ubiquinone) activity; 4 iron, 4 sulfur cluster binding
Source: RefSeq, a predicted model, not a curated record
ACACGCUACAGAUCUUCAACCUCUCAAUCCCGAGAUACCGUAACCAAUCUCCCCAGCGACUUGUCUCGGGCGCCUUCGGAUACAGGGUGUGCGCUGUUCCUAUAUCCUGUCUGGAAGUAAUUGGAUAGUUGCAAUUCUCCAGACCCCUGAAAAUGAAUACUCUUGCUCGAGCUGGGCGCAUUCGCCCAUCUCUAUCCCACUCGGUUGGCAUUACCAAGCAACUGGAACGUCGAGCAUGGAUCUCUCGCUCCGCAGCGAUGCCUGCGAGUGCCAUUGAACGACAAUCGGAGCCGUCAUCAUCUUUGACAGCAUCGGGAAAGGUCCGCCGUGAGGUUCCUUUGCCUAGCCAGGAGAAGAAGGAAGGUGCAAUGCAAUAUGCAUUGACUACACUCGAUCAGAUUGCGAACUGGGCUCGCCAGAGCUCGUUGUGGCCCAUGACAUUCGGUUUGGCUUGCUGCGCCGUCGAGAUGAUGCAUCUAUCUACUCCUCGUUACGAUCAAGAUCGUCUUGGAAUUAUCUUUCGAGCUUCUCCGCGACAGUCCGAUGUCAUGAUCGUUGCUGGCACUUUGACAAAUAAGAUGGCCCCCGCUCUGCGACAGGUUUACGAUCAGAUGCCUGAUCCUCGUUGGGUUAUUAGUAUGGGAAGUUGCGCCAAUGGUGGUGGAUAUUAUCAUUACAGCUACUCUGUUGUCCGUGGCUGUGACAGAAUCGUUCCCGUGGAUAUCUAUGUGCCUGGCUGUAAGUUUGAUAUACUUCUGAUGUUGAAGUUGUCGUUGAUUCUAAUCGAACGUCACUUGAAAGGUCCCCCAACCUCCGAAGCUCUUAUGUACGGCAUUUUCCAACUUCAAAAGAAGAUGCGACACACCAAAAUCACACGCAUGUGGUAUCGGCGAUAGACUGGUCUUUCCUUUGUGUUAAGCUUGCGAUUUGUGUAGUCUUAUAGAUGCUUUUUUCUCAAAAUGGCCAGACUUUGAGCUGUACAUUACAUUGAUUUCUUACCAUCAAUAGGUGACAAAGACAAUCUUUUUGAUCCAUGUUCCUAUGUUG